Messenger RNA from Thyridium curvatum, 570 nucleotides. RefSeq lists its product as uncharacterized. NCBI's taxonomy places the organism in Eukaryota, Fungi, Ascomycota, Sordariomycetes, Thyridiales, Thyridiaceae. The record is from RefSeq and is a predicted model, not a curated record. Gene Ontology annotation, cellular component: preribosome, large subunit precursor; nucleus; nucleolus. The transcript is spliced from 2 exons. Bases 1 to 570 code for a protein of 189 amino acids. Gene Ontology annotation, biological process: ribosomal large subunit biogenesis; ribosome assembly. Gene Ontology annotation, molecular function: RNA binding.
AUGCGGCCUCUCACCGAGACCGAGACGCAAACCCUCUUCAAGAAGCUGGCGGACUACACGGGCGCAUCCUUGAAGAACCUGAUCGCACCGCUCGACAACUCCCCCAAUGCCGACCGAUAUGUCUUUCGAUUGUCCAACGGAGGCCGCGUCUACUACGUCCGCUUGUCAAUAGCGAACUUGGCCACCUCCGUAUCCCGCGACAAGCUCUUGUCGUUGGGCACUUGCCUAGGCAAGUUCACCAAGUCCGGAAAGUUCAGGCUGCACGUCACCGCGAUCUCGAUCCUCGCCGAGCACGCCCGCCACAAGAUCUGGAUCCGGCCCAACGGCGUCAUGCCCUUCCUCUACGGCGGCAACGUCGUCAAGGCGCACGUCGGCCGCUUCUCGGAAGACUGCCCGGAGCACCAGGGCCUGGUGGUCUGCACCAUGGACGAUGUGCCGCUGGGCUUCGGUGUCAGCGCGAGGAGCUCUGCCGAGGCCCGGCGCCUAGAUCCCACGGGCAUUGUGUGCUUCCGGCAAGCGGACUGCGGAGAGUACCUGCGUGACGAAGAUACCCUGUUUGCGACUGGUUAA